Messenger RNA from Micropterus salmoides (largemouth bass), 2042 nucleotides. RefSeq lists its product as uncharacterized. The record is from RefSeq and is a predicted model, not a curated record. The transcript has 2 exons. Lineage: Eukaryota; Metazoa; Chordata; Actinopteri; Centrarchiformes; Centrarchidae. Bases 144 to 1835 code for a protein of 563 amino acids.
GAGCUGUGGAAUCAUUUCAUUGUGUAACUUUUCUUCAUUACAGAUGAAUGAAAACGUAGUUACAGUUAUCUUUUGUUUUUUCAUCCAGACACCAACACCUGUUUCAGCCUCACUCUCUGCAGCCCUCUCUACCAGUCAUCACCAUGGCAACGGAAAACACAAACACAUCAACCAAAUGCAAGGACAUCAUUUCCAAAAGUGUUCUGAUCCAACCAGGACCUCCUGCUGUCUACCAGCUGAGACCAAAGAAAGAGAACAUUGGAUCUCUAAGAAGAAUGACUCUCGGUGAAAGAAAUGUGAACAAGAUAAACAAAACCAUCUUGCUUGUGGGUGAAACAGGAGCAGGAAAAUCUACUCUGAUCAACGCUCUGGUCAACUACGCCAUGGGAGUGAAGUGGGAGGAUGAUGUCUGGUUUAAGAUCGUAGAGGACGAGAAGAAGAAAGAGGACAAAAUAGACAGGAAGGAUGAGAAGGAAGAGAAGGACGAGGAGGACGAGGAGGACGAGGAAGGUGAGGAAAAAGGUCAGACAGAGAGUCAGACAUCAGAUGUGAUCGUGUACCAGAUCUUUGGUUUUGAAGGUGAAACUCUGCCCUACUCUCUGACCAUCAUCGAUACUCCUGGAUACGGAGACAGCAGAGGAAUCCAACAUGAUGACAUCAUCAGUGAAAGAUUAUUAGACUGGUUCCGCUCAGAGGACGGAGUUCAUGAGAUGGAUGCAGUGGGUCUGGUGCUGAAAGCAACUGAGAAUCACCUGAGUGACCGACUGAGGUACAUCUUUGAUUCAGUGGUGUCUCUGUUUGGAAAAGACAUGGAGAAGAACAUUGUUGCUCUCCUCACAUUCUCAAAUGGUCUGAUACCUGAAAAUCCUCUGAAAGCUCUCAAGACUGGAAAAAUUAAAUGUGCCAGAAAUGAAAAGAAUCAGCCUGUUUACUUCCUGUUUGAUAACUGCCAGAACACAGAGAGAACACAGGGAUACAAGUCAGCUUUUGAGACUGCAUGGGAAACAUCAAUGAGAGGAAUGAAUGAAUUUACAUACUUUCUAGAAAAAUCUGAGCCUCGAAACAUGAACACAACUGUUAAAGUGUUGAAUUCACGAAUCAAACUGACAGCCUGCAUCCAAAACCUGAAAGAGAGAGUUGAGUUCACUGAACAGAAACAGAGAGAAAACCAACAGACUCAGGAAGCUCUGAAGAAACAUGAAGAAGAGAUGAAGAGAAAUGAAGAGUUCACUGUAGAAGUUGAUGAGGUCUACAAAGAAAAAGAAAGGAUCAAAGGUGGAAUGUGGGGGUUGGUGUUUUAUGAAGGAGCUGUCUGCUGUAAAGUCUGUGAGGAGAACUGUCACUAUCCUGGAUGCACACUGGCCUGGUAUCCUGAACACUGUGAGGUCAUGAAAGAUGGCCGCUGCACUUCAUGUACCAGGAAGUGUCCUGUAUCAGAUCAUGUGAAAGAAAAGUGGAUCUAUGUGACCAAGACAAGGAAAGUUCAGAAGACCCUGCAAGAUGUGAAGGAGAAGUAUGAAAGAGGUAAAGCAGGAUGUGAGGAGACAACAAGCCUUUUGAAAAAACUAAAAAAGCAAAUGGAAAAACUUAAGAAAGAAAAAGAUCAGAUGUUGGAAAAGUCCUUCAAACAUGUUGUCAGACUGGAUCAGAUCGCCCUGAAUGUUGAUUCACUGUCCACUCAUGACCACUUGGACUUCCUGAUUGAGAAGAUGAAGGAGAAAGGAGACGCAGAGAAGGUCCAGAAACUGGAGGAGAUGAAGAGUCGAGAGGAUGAAGGAACCAGAGCAGGACUGCGGUACAGACUAACAGCAGCUAUAAAGCAGGGAAUUAGGUGAACAACUCUUUAAACAGCAAAGUUAUUUUGUUCUUGGAUGAGAAGUCCUGGAGCUGCUCAGAAUCAUGGGAAGUUUUACCAUUGAAACUGAUGCAGUGUGAUGUGGUUGUGGUUAUGAUUGUUUCUGUCAGCUGCUGCUUCUGCAUUAAUGAAUGAACUGUCAGUCUCAGCUCCAUAAAAAUAAAGUACACAGUGUGUUUUUCUUUCC